Leucoraja erinaceus (little skate) is the source of this 2898-nucleotide messenger RNA. RefSeq names its product mitochondrial calcium uniporter (gene mcu). Lineage: Eukaryota; Metazoa; Chordata; Chondrichthyes; Rajiformes; Rajidae. The transcript is spliced from 8 exons. Bases 491 to 1627 code for a protein of 378 amino acids. Gene Ontology annotation, biological process: calcium import into the mitochondrion; mitochondrial calcium ion homeostasis. Gene Ontology annotation, cellular component: mitochondrial inner membrane; uniplex complex. The record is from RefSeq and is a predicted model, not a curated record. Gene Ontology annotation, molecular function: calcium channel activity; uniporter activity.
AAAGACGGUUGCGUCUUCAUAGGUGGAUAAAGGAAAUUGAUUUACUUGAAAGAAAACAAGUCUAGAUUCAUUCAGCAAUUUUCACAAAUGUUAUGUGAAUGCCUAAACCCGUUACUGAUAAUCAAGUUGAUAUUAAUACAGCUGAAUUGAAGUCAAUGUGACAUCUGCUUCUGGUUUUGCAAGAUUUACGAAUCUUGGAGUAACAAAAAGCGAAAGAGUGAAUCGACCUUCACAUCUGCAGACAGUUAGUUCCCAGUCUUGUGAAUGACAUAGCCCCGAUUGGUCACAGUGCCGGAGUGUACGCCCUCCUGCUACACCAAGCCAACCAAGGCUUCUCCUGCCUUGAUGGAAAGGUUGAGAACACGCCGGUUCCAGUCCCUCCUUCUAUACACACAUGCAGCUUGCGAAUGGUGGAGCGUUUGAGCGACAACUGGGAAGCCCACCUUCGUGCAUGAAGGGUUGAGAUGUGAUUGGUGUGGAAGCAUGAGUGAUGGUGGCAGUGGGGAUCCGCCCUUUCCCCAAUGCUUCCCAGCCCUGGCGUGGCCCCGACUGCCGCUGCGGAGCCACUUCGGGGGGAAUUGGCUACAGUUCAGCGAUGGCGAUUGCGGCAAGGGCUCUACUUGCGGCCGCUCUGGGGAGCACUCGGGCAGCGGGUGGAGGAGGCGGCGGCGGCUUCAGCGGGCUGGCUCUCAGCAGACAGCGGCAACCACAGCGGACGGUGUGCCAGAGGUUUCCGGUGUGGAAUAAUCAGCGGGUGUUGUACUGCUCCAGUACCUCUCUACCUGCCAGCGAUGUAACUGUCGCCUACCAGAACGGGUUACCCGUUCUCUCUCUCAAUCUACCAUCGCGGCGAGAACGUUGUCAGUUCACCCUGAGGCCCAUCUCAGACUCUGUUGGGAUUUUCCUGAAACAGCUACAGGCGGAGGACAAGGGCAUUGACAGAGUGGCCAUCUACACUCCAGAUGGAAAUCGAAUAGCUGCAUCAACAGGAAUCGAUAUUCUACUUCUUGAUGACUUCAAGUUAGUGAUAAAUGAUGUGACACACCAUGUGCAGCCACCAAAGAGAGAGAAGCUGAGUCAUGAAGAUGCAACGUCAAUGAAUGAUGUUAAAAUCCUCGUGCAGCAUCUCUUCACCACCUUGCGCGUUGAGGAGCACCAGCUGAAAAAGGAACAGGAUCUGAAGAGGCGUGUGGAGAAUCUCAACGCUCAGAUUGAGCCACUAGAGAAAGUCAAGUUGGAGUUGGACAGGAAGGCGGAGAUGCGAUCGACCUGGGUCCUGUGGGGCGGGAUGGCCUUCAUGGCCACCCAGUUUGGGAUCCUGGCACGCCUCACCUGGUGGGAAUAUUCCUGGGACAUAAUGGAACCGGUCACCUACUUUAUCACUUACGGCAGCGCAAUGGCGAUGUACGCAUAUUUCGUCAUCACACGGCAGGAGUACAUUUACCCUGACGCCAGAGAUAGACAAUACUUGCAUUUCUUCCACAAAGGAGCCAAAAAGACGAAAUUUGACAUUGAAAAAUACAACAGACUCAAGGACGACAUUGCUCAGGCCGAGUUGGACUUGAAGCGUCUCCGAGAUCCACUCCAGCUCCAUCUCCCCAUCCAGCCCGUCAGUGACCAAGAGUGAGGAAUGCCAGAGGUGACUCCACCACCAACCCCCCCCCCCCCCCACCCCCACCCUGUCCCCGCCACUCCCACCCACCAACCCGAGGAAUGUCUGGACACGCUAACACCACGGCGCUCUUCACCUGAUCAACAACCAAACCUCUGCGGGUCCUCGAGAUCCUACUGGCAGUGGGGAAGGAGUUUGAAAUCAUGUUGAGAUGUGCAUCGGGUACAUUGGGGAAUCUGAUCAUGCAGAACGGACAGUGUGCAUCUCCAACUGAUGGCACCAGGGCUGAUUGGGAUGCACGUUUCCUCUUUUUUUUAAAAAGAAUACAUUUAUUGACACCAUUUAUUUUACUGUUUUAUUCUGAUUUUGUGCAGAUUUUACAAACUAUCAAUUCAUUUGACAUUGCUGCACUCAAUGACUAUGAUUAAGGGGAGAAUUGUUGUACGAAUGAGCUGUGUAACUCUGACAAUAAAUAACUACCACAACUGUUUUGGAACUAAUUGGGUCUUGCAUUUGGUCACUGGUAAAUGGUUUUGUUCUUCUGGUUUCAUAGACUAUUGGUACAGAAAGGUGUGGGUUUUUUUUACCUGGGUUUGUCUGUUCUUCAUGGGUGAUUCUGGAGAUGCAGCAUCAAUGCAUUUCUCCUCGUGAAAGUUGUGUCUGUCCUUUCCCAGGGAGGUCCAGGGCUUGUAGCUGUUUUAGCACACAGGGAGUGAAUACCUCCAAGAGGUCAUGAUGUGCUCUUGAACCUUAAGCAAUGAUUUACUCUGAAUGGAAUGAAUCGUAUUAAACUUGGUAAGUUCCCCUUUUACACAUCCCUGCUUCACAGCAAGUUGUUUAAGAAGGAACUGCAGAUGCUGGAAAAUCGAAGGUAGAGAAAAAUGCUGGAGAAACUCAGCGUGUGCGGCAGCAUCUAUGGAGCGAAGGAAAUGGGCAACGUUUCAGGUUUCGGCCCAAAACGUUGCCUAUUUUCCUUCGCUCCAUAGAUGCUGCCGCACCCGCUGAGUUUCUCCAGCACUUUUGUCCACCUGCUUCACAGCAAGUUGCUUCUCACACCUCCAAUGUACAACUCUUUAAUUCGGCCCAGCAGAUGCGGGUCGCAGGAACAAGUCUUUCGAAUGUGACACAUUGUUCAGGUCAGCAGUGGCCAGCUAAAUGAGGAAUGGUGCAGAAAUCAAUUUAAGCUGCAGUUAUACCUCUGUAUACAUCUCCCGACUCAAAAUGUUUGAUUAGGUCAAAUGCAUUUAUUUUUAAUUAAACGGAUAAUGAGCCCCUUUGAAGAGGUA